ACCACAACAACAUUGUUGUCUGUCCCUCGCUUCUUCGCCAACCACACAGCGGCGCCGCCAUCUCCGAUUACCAUCGCACUCGCUUACUCCUAGUCGACCAAAGACGCAUAGUCGGGGAAUACGUCUGCACGCCGUAUCAUCCGCCAAUUGAAUCACGACAACCAUCUCUAGCUACCUCCCCCGCGUCAACCUCCUCCGCCACAGUCACCAGCAACAUCCCUUCUCCCUUGGCUCCCCGUACAUUCCGUCGCACCCUACCUUGGCCGGGAAUCUUGUCCCUCUCCUGCCAUCACCCAUUGUCACUCUACAAUUUGUCUCGACCACCUUUUCGAGCAGUCCUGGCCGAUCAGUCAUGUCCGCCGACGCGGAGGUAGCUGCUCAGCUGCCCAACGGCUUGCUCGAUAAUCGCUCUGCCCAGGACCAGGAUCCCGUCACCCCUCCCGACAAUGACAGCGAGAUUCUCGCGCCGAACUCGCCGCUGCCGUCGACCGAAGCGCCGCCGUCACCCAUCGACGAACCAAGUGCUUCUUUCAAGACUGAAUACAACGAUGACAGACUCGCCUCGUCAGCCAUUAUCCCCUCAUCUCUGACACCGCCACCGUCCUCUCAAGUGCCCUCUCACGCCCGCAAUGGCGUCCUGCCGAGCGCUUACAUCGCUUCCCAACGCUCUACACUUUUCUCUCCUCCCGCCACGGGGCUCGCCGCUUUUCGACCAGCAGACGUCGCUCUGGCCGCCGACUACGUGCCACCCGCACCUCAGCAGGUGCUUGAGGCGACCGCCGACGAGCUGCGCGCCAUGAUGCAGACGUGCAUUGCCGAGCAGGCGAGGCUCAAGAUGGAGGCGGCCCACCACAAGCUGCAAUACAACCUGCUGAGUCUGCAGGCCGAUGAGGAUGCGAAGCGGGCUGAGGUUGAAUUCGAAAUGAUGAGGCGGGAGGUGGAGGCUCUGAGGACGGCCGAGUACUCUCAGCAUGCCCGCCGGGAGCUCAGUGCUGCUACCGAGUCAGCCCAGCUCAAGUACCUGCAGAUGAAGACGCUGUACGAGGAUUCCGUCGAGGAGAACCGUGCUCUGAGCCGAAGAUUCAAAACGGCCAAGAAGCUGGUCUCGCAGAAGGAGGAAGAGAUCACGAGCCUCAGUGAGGAGAGGGACAUGCUCCUCAACCGCAUCCGUGAGAACAGAGAGCACUUUACCAUGCUCUGCAACCCUGGCGGCAUGUUCCACGGGGCCAUGACGCCGACUAAGGCGUCACAGAGUGUGUCGACCCCCCAGCAGGUGCGGGCGCCAACACGACAGGCGCCCAAGACGGUGCCAGACAUCCGAACGGCUCCCUCUCCCGGCCAGGAGCCCAUGGCUGCCCUUCUCCAAGCGCUGAGCCAGGACAACAACAGCGCCCCUUCCACGCCCGUUGCAGCAGCUCGCCCAGUUCCCCGUCUGUCGGCGAAGCACACGCGCAACGCCCAGUCCCUCUCAUCGCUGCCCACGACGCCCGGCUACAAGCCUCGUGGUGAACACAUGGGGCUCCUGCCGUCAGUUGACCUUGUGCCGCAGACCGAGCCGCCUGCACGUUAUUCCAACAGGCAAUUCGCACCGCCGUCGCCGACACCACGACGCGAGCGUUUCCACAAGAGCCGUGAGAGCACCAUUUCGGCCGUCGACGACAAUGAAGAGCUUGCCAGGCAGGCCCUCGAAUCCGUUGCAAAGUCAGCUUCGUUUCUCUCGCAGGCCUCUCGUGGAUCUCAACGCGGCCCUCGGAGGCCGCUGCCGAACAAUGGCGAGCACGACGACAAUGAUGAGGCAUUUGAGAGCCAGGCGAGCCAGGCGGCGUCGGAGAUGUUGCGCAGGGAUCCACGCUCGAGCUUUGAGAUCGCGAGCGAGGCCCGGAGCGGGACACCAGCGGCAGCGGAGAAGAGCGCGAGGCUGCAGGCGAAGCUCCUGUCGGGCAUGGCGGGGGGUAACGGAGGCGAGAAGAGGAAGUUCAGCGGCGGCAUCCCACCGCCCGAGGAUCUAAGGCAGAUACAGGCAAGCCCGCCCAAGAAGCUGCGCGUCAGCACGCAGGUUGGUGACGGCUCGAGUGUGGGUCUGGGGAUACAGUAUGGGCAGCAUUAG
Messenger RNA from Verticillium alfalfae VaMs.102, 2107 nucleotides. RefSeq lists its product as hypothetical. Lineage: Eukaryota; Fungi; Ascomycota; Sordariomycetes; Glomerellales; Plectosphaerellaceae. The coding region runs from base 353 to 2107 and encodes 584 amino acids. The record is from RefSeq and is a predicted model, not a curated record. The transcript has a single exon.